Molecule: messenger RNA, 978 nt
Organism: Xiphophorus maculatus (southern platyfish)
Lineage: Eukaryota; Metazoa; Chordata; Actinopteri; Cyprinodontiformes; Poeciliidae
Product: trace amine-associated receptor 13c-like
Exons: 2
Coding region: 1-978 (325 amino acids)
Biological process (GO): G protein-coupled receptor signaling pathway
Cellular component (GO): membrane
Molecular function (GO): trace-amine receptor activity; protein binding
Source: RefSeq, a predicted model, not a curated record
AUGCGAAGCCUCCUGGAGGCUGAACUCUGCUUCCCACAACUCCUCAACUCCUCCUGCAGGAAGAUCAUGCUUCCUCAUUCAACCUCAGCGCUCAUGUACUGCUUACUGUCCUGUGUGUCUUGGCUCACUGUGACCCUUAACCUGCUGGUCAUCAUCUCUAUCUCCCACUUUAAGCAGCUCCACACGCCCACCAACAUCCUCCUCCUCUCCUUGGCUGUCUCAGAUUUCUUGGUGGGUUUCCUCAUAGUCUUUCAGAUCCUUCUCAUUGAUGGCUGCUGGUAUCUUGGCGACUUCAUGUGUGUUCUGUAUUACAUCAUUGAUUAUGUUAUUACAUCUGCAUCAGUAGAGAACAUGGUUCUCAUAUCAGUGGACUGCUAUGUAGCUGUUUGUAACCCUUUCCAGUAUCCCACCACAGUCACACAAAAAAGGGUUUGUGUGUGUGUUUCGUUGUGUUGGAUGUUUUCUGCCGUCUGUGUCUUUAUAGUUUUUAAAGAAAAUCUGGGACAGCCAGGCAGGUUUAAUUCAUGCAUUGGAGAGUGCGUGGUUGGAUUUGAUAAAACUGCUGGAAUAAUAGACAUCUUGUUUUUCUUCAUCGGUCCUGUCACCAUCAUCAUCAUUCUGUAUGUGAGAGUGUUUGUGGUGGCCGUGUCUCAGGCUCGGGCCAUGCGUGUUGCAGCUGUCUCCCUCCAGGGUUCAGUCAGAGGUAACGCUAAGAAAUCUGAACUCAAAUCAGCCAGGACGCUUGGGGUUGUUGCAGCUGCAUUUCUAAUAUGCAUAUGUCCAUACUUUUUUCUCUCAGUUACCGGUGGGGAGACCCAGUUUAGUGCUUCUUCCUUUGCUUUUUUUCUGUUUUAUCUUAACUCCUGUUUAAACCCAUUGAUCUAUGUCUUAUUUUUUCCCUGGUUUAGGAAAACUAUUAAACUAAUUUUCACCCUGCAGAUACUGAAGGCCGGAUCCUCUCAGACCAACAUCAUGUAG